AAGCAGCCGUGAAUUACACAGUUGAUGAAAUCGACAUUUGCGAAGUCGAUCGGCACCUACUCCUCGUGCUGCCGUUGCCCGUUUCCAUCGACUUAAUUACGCAGGCAGUAUAAGUAUCGAUCGCGAGCUAGUCCUCUGACCUCAUCGUCUGAAUCAGGGCACUCGAAUCGAAGCCCAAGCCAUGGCGUCGGCCUCAGGUCGGUUCGGCAUUUCCUUCUUGAUCUUGUUCAUGACGUUGCUGGUUUCUUCCGGGAGAGGCCAGCUUUCCUCGUCCUUCUACAGCGAGACAUGUCCGAUUCUGCCGGUGACUGUGAGCUUAGUAACGAGGACGGCUCUGUUUCUGGAUCCGAGUUUGGGAGCCUCCAUGCUCCGACUCUUCUUCCAUGACUGCUUCGUUAAUGGUUGUGAUGGGUCGGUUCUGCUGGAUGACGAUGGGAAUUUCGUAGGGGAGAAGAACGCAGGGCCGAACGCCAACUCGCUGCGCGGCUUCGAGGUCGUCGACACGAUCAAGGCGGCGGUGGAGAUCGAGUGCCCCCAAACCGUCUCCUGCGCCGACAUCCUCGCGCUGGCGGCGCGCGAGUCCGUCGCUCUGCUCGGCGGGCCAUCGUGGGCCUUGGGAUUAGGCCGGCGCGACUCCACCACCGCGAGCCUCAGCGGCGCCAACAGCGACCUCCCCUCGCCGGCCUCCAGCAUCCCGCAGCUCGUCUCCGCCUUCGCCGCCAAGGGCCUCAGCGCCCGCGACAUGACCGCGCUCUCCGGCGCGCACACCGUCGGCCAGGCCCGCUGCGUCAACUUCCGCGACCACGUCAACGGCGACGCCAAUAUCGACGCCUCCUUCGCUGAGCAGAGGCGGCGGAGCUGCCCUGCCUCCGGCGGCGAUGGCAACCUCGCGCCGCUCGACGAGCAGACCGCCGGCACCUUCGACAACGCCUACUUCCAGAACCUCCUCGAGUUCCGGGGGCUCCUCCACUCCGACCAGGUGCUUUACAGCAACGGCACGCAGGAGUCUUCGCUCGUGCAGCUGUACGCCUCCGACCCGUCGGCCUUCGAGGCCGACUUCGCCGCCGCCAUGGUCAAGAUGAGCAACCUCAGCCCGCUCACGGGAAACAGCGGAGAGAUCCGAAUGAACUGCAGAUCGGUCAAUUGAAAUUGGUAUAGAUUCUUGAAGUUUUUCUAUUAAUUAUAUAUUUCAACCUGUAACAAAAAAUAACCAACGUGUGUUCAUAUAAUUUGCGAGAGUGAAAAAAUAAUAUCCAAAUGUAUAUUCAA
This is a messenger RNA of Zingiber officinale, 1269 nucleotides long. RefSeq names its product peroxidase P7-like. Gene Ontology annotation, biological process: response to oxidative stress; hydrogen peroxide catabolic process. The transcript is spliced from 3 exons. The record is from RefSeq and is a predicted model, not a curated record. Gene Ontology annotation, molecular function: peroxidase activity; heme binding. NCBI's taxonomy places the organism in Eukaryota, Viridiplantae, Streptophyta, Magnoliopsida, Zingiberales, Zingiberaceae. The coding region runs from base 182 to 1147 and encodes 321 amino acids.